UUAUUAUUAUUAUUAUUAUUAUUAUACAGAUAGAUGUAUAUAUAUGGACAGUGAUGCGCUAAACACAAGCAUAACACUGUACCAUAUCACCUUCCUCUAAAUUCCCCUCUCUCUCUCUCUACACAAUUUUUGAAUCUGUUAUCUGGUUUGUUUGAUCGAACUGUGGCAUGGGAUUGAGCAGCAAACAGGUUUCGGGCGAUCAAACGCUGGAUUGGGGGCAAACCUUCCUGCAGUCAGCAGCGGCGGAGACGUCGAAACCGGCGCCAAGCCGGCGGCAGCAGCAGCCUCAAGCGGAGGCGUUGAAGUGCCCGAGGUGCGCCUCCACCAACACCAAAUUCUGCUACUACAACAACUACAACAAGUCCCAGCCUCGCCAUUUCUGCAAAUCCUGCAAGCGCCACUGGACCAAAGGCGGCACUCUCCGCAACAUCCUCAUCGGCGCCGCCCGCAAAAACAAACGCCCUAGGCUUUCCAAACCCGCCAAAUCCCCGCCCGCCGUCUCGACCGGGCAGAAAAACAUGUCAAACAUUCUCUACCACGCAUUGAUCGGCCGCUCCUCCUCGUCGCCGCUGCUGCUGCAUGAAACGACGACGUCGAAUUCGAAAGGUAUCGACAGCAUUUCUUCCCCUUUCAGCGGCGCUCCGAUUAUUCCAACCUCCGAAUUUCAAUUCUCGAGCGCGAAUAACGCAUUUGAUCAUCACUUGGGGGGAAAUCUCGAUUCGAUGGAGGAGUCGACAAUCACCACCGUGAAUGAUCCGGGAGGGGCGUGGGAGAUGGAUUUGCAGAAUUAUUGGAGCUGGAACGACAUCGAUGCGUUGACUUCGGCUGAUCUGAGUUUGGCGUGGGAUGAUGACAUUGAAGAAGACAAGCCAGUCAUCAAACCCUAAAAUUCUGAUGUGGGGAUUAAUUUGUAUGUUAUGAACUAUCAUAUGAAGUAGUUUGUGGAAGCUGUCGUUUUUAGUAAUCAGCUUCGGAGGUACGUACAAGACUUAUUUUAUGUGUCCAACUUGGGUUUGUUUGUUAUACUAUAUCACUUUCGAAGAAGAAUGAAUUUCAUGUCAAAUGUUGGAUUGUUACGUUGGAGAGAGAGAGAAGCAGAUGGGACCUGCUACAGCGAGGUGGGGUGACUAGAUUUGUAUCUUUGUGUAGAUAUAUGUUCGCCAUUUCAGUCUGGAUUUUGUUCUGACUUGUUGCUACUACCAUUUAUUCAUGUUCCUGGGGCCCUUCUGACUCCUCAAUUAUUCACAAAUAGCGAUUGAUUAAUUUAGCCCACUAUUUCUUGACGUA
Messenger RNA from Salvia splendens (bonfire salvia), 1287 nucleotides. RefSeq names its product dof zinc finger protein 4. The coding region runs from base 168 to 887 and encodes 239 amino acids. Lineage: Eukaryota; Viridiplantae; Streptophyta; Magnoliopsida; Lamiales; Lamiaceae. Gene Ontology annotation, molecular function: DNA-binding transcription factor activity; DNA binding. The record is from RefSeq and is a predicted model, not a curated record. The transcript has 2 exons. Gene Ontology annotation, biological process: regulation of DNA-templated transcription.